CUUAAAGACUCAGGAUAAUAACACGGAAUUACUCCAGACGUUUUGUUUGUAGAAGGCUUGUUUUAACACACCAGAAGAUGCGCUAGGUGGAUAAGCCGAUCUGUGCUAAUGGAUUCGACUUGUGUGAAACAAUUGUGUUUUGUGCUAGGUACCAGGAUCCAGUAGCAGUGUAGUGUCACCCUGGUUAUACAGUUUCAAACGUGUUCUGCUCCAAUCUCACAAGGUACCAUGCAAAAUAUCAUUUUUCUGAUCUAUUUUCUCUGGAAUAUUCCCGUUUGGACAGUUUGGGCUCUCAACUCGUCCUUCGCUAAAGAGUGUAUACAUAAUGAUGGCUUUAAUAUCUACCAAGACAGAAACAGAUUACGUCACAUCCGGUCUGUUACGAACUCGUCAAGCAUCCCUGGUGGUCCAUUAACGCUUCCAAUAGGGACUAUCUUUAAUGCUCAAGACCAACAACUCCGUUCCAGUUUCCGCUUAGCAUGUGAUCUAUACAACCAAAGGCCGGACAAAAAAUUCGAGCUAGCAUGGUCUACUAAAACUAUUGAUGUCGCUGACAAUUUCCAACUCGCCACCGCUCUCUGUACUCAGAUGUCAAGUGGGGUGUUUCUAUUCUAUGGAAUGAAGGACAUCAAUUCUCUGGACAUAGUCGAAGCCUACACUCGACGUUUCCACAUGCCGUAUAUAUCACCGAGCCUGUCCCGUGUGGUCACCCGUUUUGACGCACCUUUCCAAGUUCAUAUGAAGCCGUCUUACACUAUGGCCAUUGUCGACAUGAUCUUAUUCUACAAGUGGAAGUUUGUACAUUUCCUGUACGACUCGGAUGAAGGUCUACAACGUUUACAGCAAAUCUAUCAGUCCGAAAAAGCAAAAGAUUUGAAAAUUGGUUUCCGUCGCCUGAAUGACGUGAAUCACGCGCAUGAAGAGCUGAAACAUCUAGACAGGUUUAUUAAGGAUAAUGUGGAAAAGGCAAUUAUACUGGAUCUCACUUCACAACAGGCGUAUGAAUCUAUCCUAAAACAGAUUGCUGAAGUCGGGAUGAACAAACACAGUUACUUUUAUCUAUUGGCAACAUUGGAUUUCUCUCAACUUGACUUUCGAAGAUUCUUGCAUGGCGGCGUCAAUCUUACAGGAUUUGACCUAGUAUCUGAAGAUAAUGAUGAAAUAAGGAAAUUCAAUAAGAAUUGGAUGAGCGCAAAAAAGACGGAGUACGCUGGAGCCGGUCAACCACUUACUGCCGAAUCAGCCAUGGCUGUUGAUGCUCUCCGUCUGAUCGUCGACACGUUUUCCCGGAUGUUGCGACAUAAUCAGCAGGUGUUUCGACCCAAUUUUCGGCGUGGAAAAGUCUACAACAGUAAUUACAGCAAAGAAGGAAUACCAUGUAAUCGACUACAGACGAAUGACCCGCCACCAAUUCCUUGGAUGCAUGGCGAAAACAUUACACAGUUCCUUAAACAGGCAGAAUUUGAAGGGCUAACGGGACAUAUAUCAUUUGAUUUUGAGGGAUUUCGCCGUAAUUAUACACUGAACGUCAGCACGGUAGGGCAAGACCACGGGCCAGUCCGGAUAGGUUAUUGGCAGCCGGAGUUUGGGUACCGUACUUCAGACGAAGAACCACCAGACCUCAGGCCUGUUACUCACUCAAAGAUAAAACGCAUCACUACAAUACUGUCGCAGCCGUUUUUAAUGCCGAAGGAAAAUAAAGAUGGAAAAAUAUUAACAGGAAAUGACAGAUAUAAAGGUUAUGCUUUAGAUAUAGCGACUGAGAUAGCAAACUUGCUCCACUUCAACUUUACUAUGAAUGAAGUAGGGGAUAACGCCUAUGGUAUCAAAGUCAAUGGCACAUGGAAUGGAAUGAUAGGAGAACUUGUCAGCGGGAAAGCAGAUCUUGCCAUAGCUCCUUUGACCAUUACGUACGAACGGGAAAAAGAUAUCGAUUUUACCAAACCGUUCAUGAACAUUGGGAUAAGCAUAAUGAUUAAAAAACCAGACAUUGAAAAACCAGGGGUAUUUUCCUUUAUGCAGCCACUAGAACUUGGUAUAUGGAUUUGUAUUCUAGUUGCUUACGCAGCGGUUAGCGUGGGCUUGUUCCUCGUUAGUCGCUGUAGCCCUUAUGAAUGGAAGAAGGUUGCAGCAUUAAAGGGGGAAUAUGAAAAUGAGUUUUCCAUUCUGAACUCCUUUUGGUUUUCAACUGGAGCCCUUAUGUUACAAGGAAGCGAUACGUGUCCACGGUCCAUAUCUGGACGGAUAAUUGGAACAGUUUGGUGGUUUUUCGUCUUGAUAAUAAUAUCAACAUACACUGCUAAUCUGGCUGCGUUUCUGACGGUUGAGAGAAUGGUAGCCCCUAUUGAGUCCGCUGAUGACCUAGCGAAACAGACAGAAAUCAAGUACGGAACUAUUUCCUCUGGAACAAGCAGGAAAUUUUUCGAGACAUCAAAAGUGCCUAUAUACCAGACGAUGUGGCACUUCAUGUCGACACAACCGUCAGUUAUGGUUGCAGAGAUGUCCACAGGAAUUGAGCGAGUCCGAAACUCAAAAGGAAAAUAUGCGUUUUUAAUGGAGUCGUCGGGCAACGAAUACAUCAACAGUCGUGAACCAUGCGACACUAUGAGAGUUGGCAGGAAUCUCAAUUCUAAAGGAUUUGGGAUUGCCUCUCCAGAAAAUUAUUAUUUGAGGGACGACAUUAACUUAGCAGUGUUGACAAUAAAAGAGAAUGGGGUCCUACACAAACUACGACAGAAAUGGUGGCAAGAUAAAAGUCAGUGUGCUCAGGAUAGCAGCAAAGGAUCUUCUGGAAAGAAGUCUUUGUCUCUUAGCAACGUCGCCGGGGUAUUCUACAUCCUGAUUGGUGGACUGGUCAGUGCCGUCAUUUUAGGGGCCAUAGAGUUCGGUAUGAAAAGACUACGCCUUGUACCAAAGCCUGCCUACAUGAAAGGGACAGAAACGGCCACGUCAUUGAUUGACACACCCUCAGAACGCGAAAACGGCGACGUCAAUGAAUACACCACUCCUCCGCCUCAUUACCCCGCCGAUUUCUCCCAAGAUAAAAGUGUAAGAACGUUCACAUAUGGCACGCCACAGUUAAUCGGAUUUGAAGCGCUGGACGACAGAAAUACUCAUACCGAUGUUUGACUUAAUCCCACAUAACAUUCGUCAACGAAACUGGUGACAUCCCGUUAGCUCCAACAUUUGUAACCUUUUGUCCGGAUUAAAGAAAAUCACAUGAUAAAGCAUAACGAUAAUGGUAAUAUGAUAUAAGUUAGUUCUUAUCCACAGAUUACGUUAUGCCGGAUUAGAAAUUGUUUGCAUAAUGUUCAGGUUCUACUGCACUUAUAUAUAAAAACAUGAAUGACAUUGAAACACAAGUGAUGAAGGAAGCCAAUUUUAUGACUCGUUCCUAUCCCAGCCUUGAACUCAAGAACUACGGCGCCAAGAGCUCCAUACUACUAAUACCUCAAAUCAUCAUUAGACGAUUUGCAAUUAUAACCGUAUCGAGAAUAUGGUUAUGCAACAUCAAAACCUUCUUUUUAACAUUUUUAAGAAGGUGAGAUGAUGGGGCGGUACGACCAGCGGUUGUAUUUAGGAUUGGAGAUUUGGAAGUUUGAGGCCCAAAGAGCACAAGAGUCAUAUACAUGUCUUCCUUCGUCAUUUGUGUUUUUGUACCAUUUAUUCCAUUAAUAUAAACAAGAUUUAUCAUAUACACAAAUGUGUUUUGAUCUGAAGGUUAAAUAUAUGAAAUACCUUUCGUAAUUUUUCUGUGUCUGAUUAUGUAUUUAAGAAACGCGCAUCUUGGAGAAUAUGUUUGAACGGAAC
Molecule: messenger RNA, 3810 nt
Organism: Mizuhopecten yessoensis (Yesso scallop)
Lineage: Eukaryota; Metazoa; Mollusca; Bivalvia; Pectinida; Pectinidae
Product: glutamate receptor 2-like
Exons: 18
Coding region: 229-3129 (966 amino acids)
Biological process (GO): modulation of chemical synaptic transmission; monoatomic ion transport; synaptic transmission, glutamatergic
Cellular component (GO): postsynaptic membrane; plasma membrane
Molecular function (GO): transmitter-gated monoatomic ion channel activity involved in regulation of postsynaptic membrane potential; glutamate-gated receptor activity
Source: RefSeq, a predicted model, not a curated record